Xenopus laevis (African clawed frog) is the source of this 3372-nucleotide messenger RNA. It is a transcript of the gene tjp3.L, whose product is annotated as tight junction protein 3 L homeolog. Gene Ontology annotation, cellular component: nucleus; bicellular tight junction; plasma membrane. NCBI's taxonomy places the organism in Eukaryota, Metazoa, Chordata, Amphibia, Anura, Pipidae. Gene Ontology annotation, biological process: establishment of endothelial intestinal barrier; protein localization to cell-cell junction; cell-cell adhesion. The transcript has 21 exons. The coding region runs from base 163 to 3240 and encodes 1025 amino acids. Gene Ontology annotation, molecular function: ATP binding; nucleotide binding; transferase activity. The record is from RefSeq and is a predicted model, not a curated record.
UGCCCGGCAGGGAAGAGGUUAAGCGAGAGUCUCCCUCCUCUCUCGAUGACAUAGUUAGCACUGCUGAGAGUCGCACCAGGAAAUGCAGCGGCACAGGAAACACCUGUAGAGAGCACACCUUAGAGAGAGAAAGGUAGGCGAGACCCUCAGCAGGUGUCAGAUAUGGAGGAAAUGACAAUAUGGGAACAGUAUACUGUGACACUAAUCCGGGACCCUCGCAAAGGAUUUGGUAUUGCAAUCUCUGGAGGAAGAGACCGUCCUUUAGGAACAGAUGGAGACAAUUCUGUCAUUGUUUCAGAUGUUAUCCGAGGUGGACCAGCUGACGGUAGACUGCAGACACGAGAUCGCAUUGUCAUGGUUAAUGGCGUUUCAAUGGAAAAUAUGUCAUCCUCCUUUGCCAUCCAAACACUGAAAUCAUGCACUAAGACUGCAAAUGUGACUGUGAAACGGCCGCGAAAAAUUCAGGUUCCUGCUAGCAAUUCUAUGCAUCCAGCUUCUACUUAUUCCUCCAAUACGCAAAAAUUCUCAGAGCCUGUCUUCUCAGAUUCCUCAAGAAGAGACAAGGAUGAUGGGUCAGACUCCCCUUUACCAUGGAGAGGGAGAUAUGAAAGCACAAAUCAGGAACCUCCUGAGGACACAGCGAGAGGAUAUGAAGGGGAUUCAUCUAGUGGCCGCAGCUCGCAGGGAUCUUUCACUCACUCAUCUCGUCAAGCCAGACAUCGAAGGGGAAGAACCGUUGGUAGUGAUGGGGUAGAUUAUGCAAGGAGGAAGGUAGGAAGGGAAGCAGCUGGUUCAAGCAGCGAUACAGGAAGGUGGUCCAGGAGAAGAGAGAGUGGCAGUGAUGUGAUGGACUCUGGCAGUGAGGCACGUGGAUAUUACAAUAAAAGGAAAGAGUCUGGCAGUGAAGUGGGGGUUUCUGGCAGUGAGAUUUACCAAAAUGGCCUAGAGCUGAUGUCUGGAUUCAAGAGACUACCUGUCCAGGAUGUGCCGGCCAAACCUAUAAAAGCUGUUCUGGUGAAACGUGCAGAAAACCAAGAAUACGGUCUAAAAUUGGGUAGUCAGAUCUUCAUAAAGCACAUAACAGAAAGUGGAUUGGCAGCUCAAGAGAAGGCAUUACAAGAAGGAGACCUUAUUCUGAAGAUUAACGGGGUGACAAGUGAGAAUAUGUCAUUGGCUGACACUCGGCGACUCAUUGAGAAGUCAAGGGGCAAACUUACUCUUACCGUUUUGAGAGACAAUCGUCAGUUUCUCGUUAACAUCCCAGAAGUGAGAGAUAGUGAGAGUGAGGACAGAAGCUCUCCUCGAGAGGAUAUCUCUGAAAUAGGUUCUGGUGAUUCCCCACCACCAUCUGAAGCUCCACCACCUCCUCCAGCACAUCAACAGAAAAGCUCAUCUGAGAGUGAUGAUAGUGCCCCGGAAGGGCAAGGACUGAAUGGAUCAGAGGCUGUGCAGAGAAUGGAGAAUCCCAAAGUUGAGAAUAAAGUAAACAAUGAAGAAGUGCAUGUGGUGUCUGCAUAUAGAGAGGAGUCAGCAAAUUCCAAUAACAACAUGAGAGAAGACCUGAGAGCAGGAUAUAGUCCUGAUGCUCGUGUAAUUCAGUUCAUGAAAGAAAAAAGUAUUGGUCUGCGUCUUGCAGGUGGAAAUGAUGUGGGAAUAUUUGUGGCUGCAGUACAGGGAGGGAGUCCUGCAGAACGCGAAGGAAUAAAAGAGGGUGACCAGAUCCUGCAGGUAAAUGAUACAAGCUUCCAUAACUUGACCCGUGAGGAUGCUGUGCAGUAUUUAAUGGGUCUUCCACAAAAUGAGGAUGUAAUAUUCCUUACGCAGGGCAAAGAGGACAUUUACAGAAAAAUGAUUAAGUCCAAUGUUGGAGAUUCCUUCUAUAUUCGUACACACUUCGAUUAUGAGUCAGAUGCUCCAUCUGGCAUAAGUUUCACUCGAGGAGAAAUAUUUCAUGUCUUAGACACUAUGUAUCGUGGGAAGCUGGGAAGUUGGCUAGCUGUACGUGUUGCCAGGGAUUUAAGGGAGAUGGAAAAGGGAAUAAUACCAAACAGCAACAGGGCAGAGCAGUACGCUAGUUUGGAGACGGUGCUAAAGCCACAGAGUUCCAGUGGGCAGAGGGCAGAGUUCUGGAAGUUAAGGGGGCUGCGUGGAGCUAAGAAAUUAUUAAGGAAGAGUAGAGAAGAUUUAACGGCACUGAGCAAGAAAAUUAAAUAUCCUCCAUAUGAAAGAGUGGUGCUUCGGGAAGCAAGCUUUAAAAGGCCUGUAGUUGUUAUGGGUCCAAUCACAGAUAUUGCUCAUCAGAAACUUUGUGCAGAUUUGCCCCAGGAGUUUGAGGCUGCAGAGAGUGUCACACGAGAUGGAGGGACCUCUAAGGUCAUUAAACUGGAUAUUGUGAGGGAAAUUGCUGGAAAGAAUAAGCACGCACUCCUUGAGAUCACUCCAACAGCUGUAGAACAUCUUAAUUACAUGCAGUUCUAUCCUAUUGUGGUAUUCUGUAACCCUGAGAACAGGCAGGGAGUAAAAGCCAUGAGAAAAUGGCUGCUUCCUGACUCAAGAAAGAGUUCCAGGCGUUUGUAUGCACAAGCUGUUAAACAACGCAAGAACUACUCUCACCUAUUCACCGCCAAAAUAAAUUUGAGUGGAGCAAGUGACUCGUGGCUUCUCAGCUUGAAAGAAAUUAUUCAGACAGAGCAGACAAAACCAAUAUGGACAACAGAGGAUAAGGAGAUUACAGUCACAGAGCCACUGGAUCUCCUGGAUGAGUCCACAGCUGGAGUCAAUGACUACCUCAGUUGUGAUAGCCGUGCAAACAGUGACUAUGAAGAAACUGAUGCUGAGGGAGGAGCUUAUACUGACCAGGAACUGGAAGAGGAAAUUCAAGAGCCAGCACUUGCCAGGUCUUCUGAACCAGUGCUGGAUUAUCAAUCAACAUAUUACAGAGCCCAGUCGCCAGAUGAAUAUCCUUCAGAGUACAAAGACCAAUCUUUGCCAGAGACAGACAAUUUCCAUGGAAACAAGCUACGACAUGAAUUAAGUUCCAACUACAGAAGUUCUAUGCCAUCUAAUUGCAACAGCCCUCAACAGGAAUCAGAAAGCCAGCCACAAGGCCAGUGGAGUGCAAGUGCCAUUAACAGUCGAGAAUAUGAACAUGAUGCUCUCCUCAAAAAGUUUAACAAUGCAAGAUAUUCCAGCUCAGAGGAUGAGGAAGAUGCUUGGGGAGGGCCUGCAACUGACCUGUAACAGUGCUGCUGCGAAACCCUUUUUACAUUUAUGGACUGAACAUGGAUACAGAACGCACAGUGAACAAAAGCUUCCAAACCUGUACAUUAAAUCGAUUUUUGUUGUUGUUUUAAUAAUAAAUAAUUUCUUUUG